AUGGCAACGAAUCAUCCGGUGGUCGAUGAGAAAGUCUUGCAGGUCUGCAAACACCUGAACUCACUGCCGACAAAAAUUACACCCAAGGUCUUCAUCUCGCGGUUUCUUCAAUCAGGCCAUUCCGAUUUGCCACUCCUCCGAGGACAUUGGGCCGGCGAUAAAGGCAUCAACACAACAAUGGAGCUUGUUGAGACUUUGCGGAGUGUGAUUAAUAAGACUAGUGUCGGCCGUUCAGCUUGGAAUGCUUUCAUCCAGGCUGAGGCAAUCAAAAUUCUGAUAAAGCAGGAGCCCCCAAGAGGUAACUAUCCUCAAGGAGGUUUCCAUAGCUCUUCUACAGUCGGUGAAGAUUUCUUCACUCCUGAGGCCAAGGAGGAGCAUGAAAGGCGACUGACCGAAGAGCAUAUGCCUUUCCUGUUUGGCAUGUUGAUGGGGAUGCUCGAUCGUGAUGGCUGCAAAACCACCGUGGCAGAGGAAGAAGAGGUUCCAUUGCCUUGUGGUGUGUCUGCCACCGAGGACGGUCCUGACGAAGUGGGAGACAUGUUUUAUGAAGUGGAACCCUCAUCGGAAGCUCAAUCCCAUCAGCGAUUGCACAGGAUUGCGACAACCGUCACCUCCAUGUUAGCUUUUGCUAGAAACCGACGACAAAACGGUCUGCAGCUGCACAACUCUGUCCGUUUUUUCUCAACAGGGAUCUCAGAGCGAGUACAAGAAUAUCUCAACUAUAUUGGUUUAUCUUCGGCUCGCACUACUGGGAUGGCAGCGUUGGAGACGCUAGCAUACAAGAGCGCUGAUACGUUGAAGAUGAUCAUGGAUACACACAAGAAUCUGCCAAUGGCACCGUCGAUUUGCAUUGACAAUAUAGAUAUUGAGCAACGAGUUCACCAAUCCUCAGUCGGAGUCCGCUCAAACACGUUCCGAGGUACCUGGGGGUACAUUCAUAUCCCUGACAAGAAGCUCAUUCAAACACUUGACUUAUCAGAGAUAAAUCUCUUAGCUUAUACCGAAGCCUUGAAGACAGUGGCCUCAAUGGAAAUCAAACCUCGCAUGUUUCUCCCGACCGAGUCAGAGGAAGAAAUUGAGCUUAAGGUCUGGAAAUCUCAAAUCGCCAAGGUCUUGUAUGAGUACAUUGCUGUCCCAAACAAUAAAUCCACAGCAGUCCAAAUGGUGCCCCCAGUGGUCGAUCAGAUUAGCCAUGAGGCCCCGGAGCUUCAUAUGUUGAAGCUGAUUGAUGCAUCCGACAAUUCUGCAGAAGGAGUGGGGCAGGUAUUUCGGGUCAUUAUUGAACAGAGCGGCCUGACAGUCAAAGAAUUUUUUUCACGGUUUCAACCCAUGGAUGGAGAUCUUGGGACUGUUCAGAACUUCAACUGUCUCCGAGGUCAGAGGUCUCCAAGCUCGGUCCCUCAGAACCGGCUGGAUAAUAUCUUGUUUCAACUUGGGGCUUCACAUACCCUUUGGAAUGUGGCCUCGACUAUAUUUACCCAUCAUUUUGGGCAACCAAGUGACAUGUCUAAUUGUGGCGCUUGGCAGCACUUGGAGGCUCUCGGUUUCCCGUCUGAAAAGGCCAUACAGAAAAAGGAUUUCACCCUUAUGGUGAACCAGAUGGAACGCAUUUUUGAGGCAAUGGUCCUCUACUUUUUGCGGGUGGUCAUGAACACAAACAGCCAUGAGUGGACAGGUCAGAGGACACAGAUUCCAACAAUACAGUUCAAUGCAAUUGUGGAGGAAUGUUACACCCGGUUCUUUUCUACUCAAGCAAGAAGUGAGGCGGCAAGCCUGAAGUGCCCCAAGUUUAGCAAUACCCUGUUACAAUUACAUGAUUUCUCCACGGUUGUGGAGGCGAAACGAUCUAUGAGGUCUGGCGAUGUUGGACGGCUCCUGUUGAUAUGGAAGAAGUGGUCUCUAAUGGCUCAGGCUCUACCUGGGAUUACAAAUUAUUCAUCUUACCUUCCAAGGACAGUCCUCCUCCUGACAGUGAUUAGUCCACCAUCCAUGGCUAAGUUCUUAAAGCAUAACUUGCUUUUCUCACCAACUGGGCGUCCCAAUCACUUUGUUGCAAAAGACCAAUGGCUGGAGGUUCAAAACUACUGGCUUAAGUUCUUAUUCAACAGGAGUGGAAAUGGAACAAACAUCGAUCGCCUACGAGACUUAAUAUCACCUAAUAUCUUCUUGGAUGGCGUCUGA
This is a messenger RNA of Puccinia graminis f. sp. tritici CRL 75-36-700-3, 2181 nucleotides long. RefSeq lists its product as uncharacterized. The record is from RefSeq and is a predicted model, not a curated record. The transcript has 5 exons. Bases 1 to 2181 code for a protein of 726 amino acids. NCBI's taxonomy places the organism in Eukaryota, Fungi, Basidiomycota, Pucciniomycetes, Pucciniales, Pucciniaceae.